UGGUUUGUCCGUCGGAUAUUGUAGGCUAUAGCCUCCGUAUUCACGUGGUUGUACCGAUCCAACAUUGGGUUACAGUCUCUUCUCUUACAUUAGCAAGGUACUUUCGGAUUUCUCUGUGAUAUGGGAGGGAUGAUGCUGAGGUGAGCGCAGCUUGCAACCAGUUUGUCAGAGCUCCGCAUCAAUCGUCGGAUAGGAUAGUAACAUCACAUUUGCUCAAUGAGAGCAUAAGGACACGAGAGAGGAUACUGAAUUUCGACCUGAUGCGAUAACGUGCCGUUCUAUGUACCUCUAUAUAAGAGGCUAAUAUGAAGACAUCAAUGGUCAAGCCAGACCCUGGAAAUUAUCUGGAAUCCUCCCAUGUUGUUUGAAGCCUAAGGCAGGACCAUGCAUUGUGUCUGGUGAAAACCAGUCCACCCUCCUUCUACCAAACCAUUGAGAGUGAAGACACACACACGCACGCACGCACGCACGCACGCACGCACGCACGCACGCACGCACGCACGCACGCACGCACGCACGCACGCACGCACGCACACACACACACACACACACACACACACACACACACACACACACACACACACACACACACACACACACACACACACACACACACACACACACACACACACACACACACACACACCACAGAGAUGGGUUUGGACCAGCCCUGCUUGGAUAUGGUGGUGCAAAGGCCCUUUCUGGGUGCAACAUGUAAUAGGCACCCCCACCAGAACCUGCGAAGAAAGAUGAGGCCCAUACGAAUCCUGGGUUUUGUAUUCAGCCUGGUAGCCAUAAGCGCAAUCUCAUUUUCCUUCAGUGCCUUGACCUGGAGCUCAGGGACCUACUCAGAGCCGCUCCUGCCCCAGGAGGCCAUCCUUCAGGCAGGCCCAACUCCACACAGGACUCUACUUUCCACACAGCACCAGAGGGACCGCAAUAUCUCAGCCGACAUUCCCGUGGCAAUGAGGUCUUCGGCAGACGGCAACGAGAGCCAGGGGGACUACCCCACGGACCUGUUCACGCUGGAGGAGAGACGCCAGGGUGCUGUGGUGCUCCACAUGUUUGGGAUGCUGUACAUGUUCAUCUCUUUAGCCAUUGUGUGUGAUGAGUUCUUCGUGCCCGCUCUGACAGUCAUCACAGAGAAGCUGGCCAUCUCUGAUGAUGUGGCGGGGGCCACCUUCAUGGCGGCAGGUGGGUCGGCGCCGGAGCUCUUCACUUCAGUCAUUGGUGUAUUCGUCUCCCACAGCAAUGUGGGCAUCGGGACCAUUGUGGGCUCAGCUGUCUUCAACAUUCUCUUUGUCAUUGGAAUGUGCGCCAUCUUCUCCAGGGAGAUCCUCAAUCUGACCUGGUGGCCCCUCUUCCGUGACGUCUCCUUCUACAUCAUGGACCUGAUCAUGCUCAUCUGUUUCUUCCUGGAUAACUACAUCUCCUAUUGGGAAAGUAUUGUGCUACUUUCAGCCUAUGCCGCCUAUGUGAUCUUUAUGAAGUUCAACAGCAACGUGGAGGGCUUCGUGAAAGGCUGCAUGAACAAGAAUCAAGUGGUGGAGGUGGAAGUGCAGCCCAAGGCUGUGAGUCCCGGGGCACCAGAGGAUGAGAGCAAGCUGUCGGCUAGGCCCCGGCUUCAGAGAGGUGGUAGCUCAGCCUCCCUGCACAACAGCCUGAUGAGAAACAGUAUCUUCCAGCUUAUGAUCCACACACUGGACCCUCUCAGUGAAGAAUUUGCUGAUUCUGGACAAUUCAGAGAAAAGGCAUCCAUCCUUCAUAAGAUUGCCAAAAAGAAAUGCCAAGUAGAGGACUGCGAGAAGGCUAAUGGAGUCGCCAGCCGAUCAGAUAAAAAUCUUCCAAACAGCUCAAAUGUUGAGGUGGAAGUCACACCACCAAUGAAUGGCACUACAGGACAAGAAGGGGAAGCUCUGGCUGAGGAUGAGGAGGAUGAGGACCAGCCUCUGAGCCUGUCCUGGCCAGAUACCAUGCGCAAGCGUUUCACCUACCUCAUCAUCAUGCCCAUCGUCUUCCCUCUGUGGCUAACACUACCUGAUGUCAGGAAACCAACUGCAAAGAAGUUCUUUCCCAUCUCAUUUCUGGGUUCUAUCUGUUGGAUUGCUGGAUUCUCCUACUUAAUGGUGUGGUGGGCUCACCAGGUUGGAGAGACCAUUGGGAUUACAGAAGAGAUUAUGGGCUUGACUAUAUUAGCAGCUGGUACCUCCAUCCCUGACCUAAUCACCAGUGUCAUUGUUGCACGGAAGGGGCUGGGGGAUAUGGCCGUGUCCAGCUCUGUGGGCUCCAACAUCUUUGACAUCACUGUUGGCCUGCCGUUCCCAUGGCUCCUCUGGUCCAUUAUCAACAACAUGCGGCCUGUGGCGGUGAGCUCUAACGGGCUGUUCUGCGCCAUUGUGCUGCUCUUUCUCAUGCUCAUCUUCGUCAUCAUCUCGAUUGCUGCCUGCAAGUGGCGGAUGAGCAAGCUGCUGGGCUUCAUCAUGUUCGUGCUCUACUUAGUUUUCCUGGUGGUCAGCGUUAUGCUGGAAGACAAGAUCAUCGCCUGCCCUAUAUCCAUCUGAGACCCCUCCACUCCUGCCACAAAAUGUUCACUCCUUCUACAGGAUACAAGAAGCAUGGAUAGGGAUAGAGGAAAUACAUUUUUUUAAAACUUUCAGAAUAAGGGCGCGUGAUUAGGCUCGGCUGAUUCACUGGACGGCUAGACCUGAGCGGAAGUAGAUAAUAUUAAUAAUAAUCAAUCAUCAUCAUCAUGAUAAUAAUAAUACAAAAUAAUAUUAUUAUUUUGGGGCGGGUGGUUGGGGGUUGUAGAUGGCCGGGGGAUGUUGUUUUUUGGGAUGGGGGGGUGUAUUAGCCAGGUAGAGGAGCAACUAUGCCGUCUUAUGCAUGUCACUUGUUUUACUCAGUGGACUACUCAGUAGAAUACUCAGUAGAUUGAGGAGGCUGAAGGAAGUACACAAGAGACUUCUGACAAAGCUGUGGUGGCUGAGCCUGGCAUGAAACACCAGAGGUGCAACAAUAAUGCUUUCUGCUUCAGGACAGAUUGUGAGAAACCUUUUUGAAUAAAACUUUGGAUGACACUCUUUAACUGGUUUCACUGACUGACCAGAUGACUUCACUCGACUUGUCACUCCAGGUGUUUGUUGUAUAGUGAGUUUGAUGAUGAUGAAGGGAUGUUGCUGAUACUCCACACAAUGUGUGGAUACACACAACACUAAAAUAUGGUUUGGAGCCAUGAUUAUCUCCUCUCUUGUGUACUUAGUGACAGAGCAUCAAAAUACGAAGCAGUCCAAGCAGUUUUGAAUGCAGAGCUGGAGAUAGGAACUGAUUUUGGCAAAUGUAUCUUUUGCUUUGUCCAAAAGACUAAAGUUCAAAUAUUCCAUCUCCCCUUCUGGAUGUCAUUGCUCAACAUGUCUGUUCAGAAGAUUCAUGUAUUAUUUUUGGAUCAACACUAUAGCUCUAAUUACUAAAAUAGUAGUAGCCCAGUUGUACUGUAGCAGUAACAUGUACUCUAGGUGUUGGAUCUUGCCUCUUCCUGGGUCCUGAUAGGCCUACUUAUGAUCUUAUCCACUUCUCCACCCGCCAUUGGACAUAAGAGUUCAUAUUGUACAGAGCUUGCCAUGCUUCACACACCAAUUGGAAAUGUAAACUCUACUGGAAAUGUUUAACUUGAAACCCAAUUCAAUCAAUUGCAGACAAAUGAAAAAACAUAACAUAAUUGACUCAAUGUUUAAGCUGGAAUAUAAGGACAGAUGUGGUUGCACAUCAAUAUACAAAGACUACAGAUACGAUUCAAAAUUGAGAUAAGUGAAUGAAACUGCUACUUUUGUAUCAAUUUGGAAUAACGCCAAGAGAUUGGGGUUGUGUCCAUUUUCAAACAUUUAACAACUCUGACACACAGUGUAAAAAUUCUGAGUAAAACCACAGGGUAGUUUAAAAAGAAUCUGCACUUGAUUGAAUUGGCCUCAUCUGCAGCCUUUCAAAAAUAUAUAUUAGCUUCCAAUAUUCUUCACUCUGAAUAAACAAAGCAUGUGUAGACUCCGAUAGGACACUCAUAACCAAUAUGUAAAGUCAAAAUACAGUAGUAGAUAAGAUAACUGGCACUCGAUGUUUGAAAUAGUCAUAAAAUGCUAUACUUAGAUUAGUGAAUGUUUAGCACACUCUUGAAAUUAAGACUUUAAUUAAUAUGCAGGCUCCUAGAGAAGUUUAUAGGAGCAGUAAAAUGCAUGAUACAUUUUCUUGUUAUACCUGCCAGAAUAAUCACUACCCAAAAAAUUAUGAAUUCUCAAAUAUUUAGCAUUUCAAUAUUUCUUUGACGCAAGAGUGUUAGGCUUCUAUGUACAAAACGACAACAAUAUGUAUGGUUAAUGUCUAUCAACCUUGUGCAAUUUAUUUUCAAUUGAAGGGUGCUUUUGUCUGCAUGUGGGAAGUCUGUAUACUCUGCCAUUGUAAAAAUGGACAUUUGAUUAACAAAAAGGUACAGUAAUAACAAAUGAAUGGAGGUUACCAGUAUUUUGCAGCAAAUGGAAACUUAUUAUAGAAAUCUAUAAUUAUCUAUAUAGUCAGCAAAUCUCAUGCAGUCGUUUUUACAGUCACCCAUAAACUACAGUACAUGGAACAUUGACAUCACAAAACUAACAGCAAUAUACUGUAUACUGUAUGUCAGGGUUGGGGUCAAUUCUGAUUUUAAAAAUGUUUUAAAGGAGAGUGGAAUUCCAUUAUGCAUAAGUAUCUUCUGAAUCUUUAUUUAGACAUUGAAUAAUUAAAUAGGGAACACAGGCAAGGAGGAGGGAA
This is a messenger RNA of Oncorhynchus gorbuscha (pink salmon), 4791 nucleotides long. Its product is annotated as sodium/potassium/calcium exchanger 2-like. Gene Ontology annotation, biological process: calcium ion transmembrane transport; long-term synaptic depression; intracellular calcium ion homeostasis. The record is from RefSeq and is a predicted model, not a curated record. The transcript is spliced from 11 exons. The coding region runs from base 654 to 2561 and encodes 635 amino acids. Gene Ontology annotation, molecular function: calcium, potassium:sodium antiporter activity; calcium channel activity. Gene Ontology annotation, cellular component: membrane. NCBI's taxonomy places the organism in Eukaryota, Metazoa, Chordata, Actinopteri, Salmoniformes, Salmonidae.